CGGACCGAUGCGAAAGAAGCUGCAACAGGAAAAUGGCUGACAGAUUCUCUCGCUUCAACGAGGAUCGUGAUUUCCAGGGGGGAAAUCACUUUGAUCAGUAUGAAGAGGGCCAGUUGGAGCUGGAACAGGCCUCCCUGGACAAGCCCAUUGAAUCGGAUAAUAUCGGGCACCGGCUCCUUCAGAAACAUGGCUGGAAGCUGGGCCAAGGUCUGGGCAAAUCCAUGCAGGGCCGGACCGACCCUGUGCCCAUCAUCCUCAAAUACGAUGUCAUGGGAAUGGGGCGCAUGGAGAUGGAGCUGGACUACGCGGAGGACGCCACGGAGAAGCGGCGUGUGCUGGAGGUGGAGAAGGAGGACACGGAGGAGCUGCGGCAGAAGUACAAGGAUUACGCGGAAAAAGAGAAGGCCAUCGCCAAAGCUCUGGAGGACCUGAGGGCCAACUUCUACUGCGAGCUGUGCGAUAAGCAGUACCAGAAACACCAGGAGUUCGACAACCACAUCAACUCCUACGACCAUGCGCACAAGCAGCGGCUGAAGGAGCUGAAGCAGCGGGAGUUUGCGCGGAACGUGUCGUCGCGCUCACGCAGGGAUGAGAGGAAGCAGGAGAAGAUGCUGCGGCGGCUGCACGAGCUGGCAGAGCAGAGGAAGCAGCCGAACCGUGCUCCUGGCAGCGGUCCCAUGUUUAAACCUACUACUGUAGCAGUGGAUGGAGAAAACAACGAUGAAGGCGCCGCCAACCUAGAGGGCACGCCCAUGGCGGACUGCGCGUCGGAGGGGUCGUCGGGGGAGGACAAGGCCGCGUCGCCCCAGCAGGCAUCGGCGGUGGGCUUCACGCUGGGCAAGAACAGCUCCUCCCCAACCCCUGCGGCGGCCCUGAUGCCCAAGGUCAGCGUGUCCUUCUCCUUUGCCAAGAAGGCCCCCGUGAAGCUGGAGACGGCGGCUGCCGUGUUCGCCGACCAGGGGGAGGAAGUGCAGGGCGAGGAGGGACAGGAGGAGGAGAAGGCCGGGGAGGAUCCCGCGGGCGCUAGCGCGGAGGGCACGAACGCUGGGGGUGAGGAGGAGCAGCAGCAGCCCCAGGCAGACGAGGGCGGGUCCCUGGCCUCCACCCUCUCCAGGCUGAAGAUGAUGAUGAAGAAGGAGGAGGGGGCCUCGGGGCAGGAGCCCCAGUACUACCAUUACGUGCCGCCUGCCCACUGCCGCGUCAAGCCCAACUUCCAGUUCCUGCUGUUCAUGAAGGCGUCGGACCAGAGCGGGAGCCACGAGGAAGAGGAGGAGGAGAAGGGUGCGUCCGCCUCCGACCCCCAGCAGAAGCAGCCGAAAGCUGCGGACAUCAACCCGGAAAAAGAGACCGGCAAGAGCCAGAAACCGCCGGUGACGGAGCCCGCCCCCACCGCGCCCACGGUGAAGACGGAAGAAGGGGCGGAAGCUGCCCCCGAAUCCGACGCUCCCUCCGAAAGAGCGCCCACGGACUGCAGCCAGGGGGCGGCCGAGCCGGGCCCCCGCCUCCCGACCGGGCCCUUCUUCCCCGUCCUCAGCAAGGACGAGAGCACCACCCUGCAGUGGCCCUCGGAGCUGCUGGAGUUCACCAGCGCCCAGCCCUCCCUGUCCUACAGCUGCAACCCGCUCUACUUUGACUUCAAGCGCUCCCGCAACAAAGGGCCCUGCGCUGGCCGGCGGGGAAAGGAGGGGACGGAGGCGGCCAAACCGGAGGCCCCGGCAACCAGCGGCGGGACGGAGGCCCCGGAGCCCCGGCCAGACAAGAAGGACGGCCCCUCCUCGAAGGAAGAGGGCGCUGAGGAGCCGAAAGAGGAGGAGAAGCUGCAGAACAACAACGGCGGCAAGAAGAAGAAAAAGAAGAAGAAGCACAAAAAGUCCGGCAAGCUCUCCAAGCGCAAGGAGACAGAGAAGGGAGCGGCGGAGGGCGAGGCGGAGGGGGAAGUCCCGGGAGGCAAGGCCAAGAAGAAGAAGAAACACAAACGGAAGAAAAACAAGAGCAAAGCCUCCGGGGAGGAGGACGGAGGGGAGGAGAGGGAGAAGGAGAAGGAGCAUGUAGCGGUGCAGGCAUCGGGGGCGGCGGAGAGCACGGAACCUGGGAAGAGGAAGCGGCCUUUGAGGGAAGAGCCGCAGAAGCCGGGAGCCGAAGCAGGGGCGGCGGGGAAGGACGCUGACAGCGCGAACCCCUCUGAGGAGCGCAACGGCACCAAGCGGCACAAGCCGGACCCCGGCGCCGCUGCGACCCUGCCCGGCACAGCCCCCGCCGGCGCCGCGCAGAAGAGCCCUGCCAGCGGGGGCGGGCGCAGCAGCGAGCAGCCCAGCAGCGAGAGCGAGGACGACGGCGGCUCCUCCUCCCAGCGCUCCGGCCGCCGGCGCCGCCGCCGCUCCACGCCCCGGCAGCCGCGCGGCGGCCGGCAUAGCGAGGACUCGGCCCGCUCCGGCAGCCGCUCCCCGCACCGGGCCCGCGGACGGUCCUACUCCAGCAGCUCUGAGCGCUCCUCGGCGGCCAGCAGCGCCUACAGCCGCCGUAGCCGCAGCUACUCGGACAGCUACAGCGACUACAGCGGGCGGGGCCGGAGCCGGCGCUCCAAGCGCUCCUCCGAGUCCGAGUACGAGCGGCGCGGCGGCCGGCGGAGGUCCCACCGCCGGCGCUACUCCUCGUCCUCCUCCACGGAGGAGUCGAGCCGCUCACGCAGUCGCGGCCGGCGGCGGGGGGGCCGGCGGGGGGGGCGGCGCCGCAGCAGCUCACGCAGCUCCGGGAGCAGCAGCAGCGGCAGCCGCAGCGGCAGCCCGCGCUCCUGGAGGCGCAGCAGCUACAGCCGCAGCCGCAGCUCGGCCAGCCGCUCCUCCAGCUCUGCCAAGGGCUCCCCGUCCUCCUCCUCCCGCCGCCGCGGCGGCCGGCGGGUCAGCCGCCGGGGCAGCUCAUCCCGCGGCCGUGACUUCAACCGCUCCCGCAUCUACCGCUCGCAGUCCCCGCGAUCCUCCUCCUCCCAUGCCCCGCCCCGCAAGGACCCGCCCCGCACCGCCGCGCACGCCGCCAGCACCUCUGCCCUGCAGCGGCCCGCCGGGAUGGCGGGAUCUAGAGGGGGCGCCGGCGAGCAGAAGAACUACCUGACAGCCCGCCAGCUCCUGGAGAAGGUCCAGUCCCGCCGCGGCUCGGACGACCCCGCCACCGGGACCAAGCCCGGCAUCAAGCUCAAGGACCCUCCUCAGGGCUACUUUGGGCCCAAGCUGCCCCCGGCGCUGGGGAACAAGGCCAUGCUGCCCCUGUUUGGCAAGCUCCCGGCGGGCAAGAAGCCCCCCCUGCUGCCCCCACACCAGCCGGAGGAGUCGGAGAAGACGGCGGCCGAGGGUGAGAGCACGGAGGCCGGGGGGGAGGUGAUCCUGGUGGAGCCCAUCCGGGAGUUCCCCCCGCCUCCUCCCCCUCCCCCCCCCUCCGCGCAGCAGGUGGAGGAGAGCGUGGAGAGCGCGGCGGCCCCCGAGGAGGCGCAGCACCCUGCCCCGGAGACACAGCCCCUGCUGGAGACGCAGCUUUUCAAACAGGAGCCCGGGGUGCUGGUGCAGCCGUACCGGGCCGAGCCCGGGCAGGAGGCACCCAACCUCAUGCUGGAGCCCCUCAUGCAGGGCAUGCAGCAGCAGCAGCAGCAGCAGGCCCUGCACCCGUACCCGGGCUACCCCCCUCACGGUUUGGAAGAGGAGGAGAUGGGCAUGGAGGCGGAGGAGGAGGAUCUGGCCCCGCUGGAGAGCCAGCCAAUCACCUUCACCCCGGAGGAGAUGGAGAAGUACAGCAAGCUGCAGCAGGCCGCCCAGCAGCACAUCCAGCAGCAGCUCCUGGCCAAGCAGGUCAAGACCUUCCCCGCCGCGGCGGCCGCAGCUGCAGCGGCAGCGGCCGCCAACCUCGCCCCGGCCCCGCCUCCCCCGGCGCUGCAGCCAAUCCACAUCCAGCAGCCGGCGGUCUCCGCCUCGGCCACCUCCAUCACCACCGUGCAGCAUGCCAUCCUCCAGCACCACGCCGCCACCGCCGCGGCCAUGGGCAUCCACCCACACGCGCACCACCCGCACCCGCACCAGCUGGCCCAGGUGCACCACAUCCCCCAGCCCCACCUCACCCCCAUCUCUCUGUCCCCGCUGGGGCCCUCCCUGGGCCACUCGCUGGGCCACUCGUUGGGCCACACGGGGCUCAUCCCCGCCCACCACACCGCCUUCCUCUCGGGCCAGCCCAUCCACAUCAUCCCCGCCUCCGCCCUCCACCAUGCCCCGCUGGCCCUGCACCACGUCCCUCAUGCCGCCCUGUACCCCACGCUUUUCGCCCCGCGCCCCGCCUCAGCCGCCGCCGCCGCCGCCCUGCAGCUCCACCCCCUCCUGCACCCCAUCUUCUCAGGGCAGGACCUCCAGCACCCCCCCAGCCACGGCUCCUGAGGCCGGCCCGCUAAAGGCGUGUCUCGAGAAGAGGCUGCAGGGCCCCUUCCUCACCGGGCCCCACUCCUGCGCCCUGCCCCUGUCUCCUCCCAUUCUGAAAAAACAUCCAGUCGGAGCUGCCCAAGACAGCUGUCCGCUCGAGAGGCAGCGUAACAGACAACAGCUGGUACUCUUUCAAUGGCAGCGUUUCAGAACAGUCAUCGGGACCGGACUGCUUACUGCGAGAGAGGGUAGAGUGGUGGGGAGGUCAGCUACUGCAGCCGGGGGUCUCUGUCUGAUGAGGUGUUUCCUGACAGAGCGAAGGACAGAGGCGUUCUGCGGGCUUCUGAAAUUUCCUGGUCUCCGCCCCAGUCCGUGGCCUCCUCUGGAUUCUUGGCAGGGUCUGAAGUCGUGGGAAGCCAGAAAAACCACUGGAGUAUUUUUCUUAAGUUUGUUAAUAUUGCUAUUAAUGUUAUCGUUGAAUUCUUAUUUGUUUCAUGCAGCCAAAGAGAUGCAGUGGCUGAAGCCAUAAGCAGGAUCUGCUAUAUGUUUUAGCAGGAGGGGGAGUCCUGAAAUGAUAGCGGCCCUGACUUGGAAAGUAAAAAUAAAAUCAAACCAGACAGUUCUCUGUACCGAAACCAUGCCUGUGAAAAUGUUAGUGUGCUGUCAACAAUAUUCUUUAGUAUACUCACCGCUUAAACACAAAACUCACAUCCACUUGUAUUUUACAUGACAUGAUCGGACAUCCAUUCCUUUAUAAGAAAUUAAGCCAGGGGUUUAAUAGCCCAAUGGUCCUUGUGAAAACUUGCAUCAUAAACCAGUAUACCCUUUUGCCCCAAAUCUGUUGCUAAGGAAUAACCAGACUUCCUAACUUAGAUUUAACCAGUCAUAAUCACAUGAAUUAACAACCUAAAAUGGGCUUAGCCUGUGACUCCUAACUCAUUUAUGAAACCUCACACAGUGAAUUGUACAUGUUGUACAUUUUAAUAGACUAACAAGGGCCCUCUUUGUGUGAUUCACCACACCACUGGGCAACAGAGACCCCAGCACUGCACACCACUGAUGCUCUGUACAGUGAACAUACAUGAAAACACAGAUAAUAACAGUUUGGGUCAGAGGCCAUGCUCCCUGUCAAUGUGGAACAUUCUAAUGAAUUGCACUGAAAUAUUUGCAUUAAUAUGCUGCUUUUGUAGCAUGUAACAAUGCCAUGAUUGUAGUAUACUGCAAUAAUUUUAUUUUUUAUUUCCUUUGUAUUUAAUUUAUUUUCCAAACUGCUCUUUGAAGAGACGGUGUUUUGUUUUCCUCUAAUAUUUAGUUCAAUGUAAAAAAGGGUUGCUGUAGUUUAACUGACUUGUAAACUUGUAGGGGUUUGUAGGUCCUGAAUGAAUUUGAACUCACAAAAAUCAUGAAAACGCUGAAGUAAAACAAAAUACUUGGCAUGUACAUUUUCCAAAGUCACUGUAUUUCAACAAUUCACUCUGAAUUAAUGAAAUGAAAAGAAAGUUUUUGAACAUGAAGUGUAUCCUGUAAAUGGUAAGAAUGUGAUUUGCUUUUUUAAAAAAAAAUUUAACGUGGUACAUUGGUGAAUAAAAGGUGUUGAGAUCCAUCGGCCUUUUAUUGUUGCAACCAGCCUUCUGCUGAGCUUAACUAAAGCAAUGUGCCUUCUGUGAUGCACCAGUGUCACACCUGUAGACAGAGACAGACUUUACCCCUUGGAAGGACAGAAGAGAAAGACUACACUAGCAGCAGGUUACACCUCAGCCCCGGGACAGAAACAUACAUAAUAGAGAGGGUCUGGCCCAUAUUACUGGCUAGACAUGUUUCCCACUGACUGGUAACUCUGUUUCAGCUUGUUAUAAAACGAGCAAUAUUUACUUUAAGAAAUUGAUUUUUGAUCUGUGUCAUCAUAACCGGUGAAGCAUCAACGGAACAGUGCCAGCUAAUGCCAGCAGGGGACCCCAGACACACCUAAGUAUAUGUUUUCCAGGAAUUUCUUGUGUUUUCAGACUUAAAAUACACAGUUUCCCACUUGCGAGAAAAGGCAAUAGUCAGUGGUGUGUACUCCUGUUAUUUAGUGAGCCCUUGAGGAGACCUGCUGUCAGAGGACUCCCCCUGCUAGUCUCCCAUGCACUGAAGGUCUAACUGUACCAUGUUAUUAUACCUUACAGUAAAAGGUAUACCUGAACAGUGGUUGUCAACACCCCUUUUACCCCUGUUAAACAACGUGACAGGUGGUUAUAUUGCUGUUAA
This is a messenger RNA of Megalops cyprinoides (Indo-Pacific tarpon), 6641 nucleotides long. Its product is annotated as G patch domain-containing protein 8-like. Gene Ontology annotation, molecular function: nucleic acid binding. The record is from RefSeq and is a predicted model, not a curated record. Lineage: Eukaryota; Metazoa; Chordata; Actinopteri; Elopiformes; Megalopidae. Gene Ontology annotation, cellular component: nucleus.